Molecule: messenger RNA, 1605 nt
Organism: Talaromyces stipitatus ATCC 10500
Lineage: Eukaryota; Fungi; Ascomycota; Eurotiomycetes; Eurotiales; Trichocomaceae
Product: signal recognition particle protein SRP54
Exons: 2
Coding region: 1-1605 (534 amino acids)
Biological process (GO): SRP-dependent cotranslational protein targeting to membrane; SRP-dependent cotranslational protein targeting to membrane, translocation
Cellular component (GO): signal recognition particle, endoplasmic reticulum targeting; cytosol
Molecular function (GO): GTPase activity; endoplasmic reticulum signal sequence receptor activity; GTP binding
Source: RefSeq, a predicted model, not a curated record
AUGGUUCUUCAAGACUUGGGGCGGCGCAUCAACGCCGCCGUGAGUGAUCUCACGAGAUCAAACACAGUUGACGAGAAGGCAUUCGAUGACAUGUUGAAAGAGAUCUGUUCAGCUCUUCUGUCAGCCGACGUCAACGUCCGACUAGUUCAAAGUCUACGAAAAUCGAUCAAACACAACGUCAAUUUCUCCUCGCUCCCCUCCGCCGUCAACAAAAAGCGUCUGAUUCAAAAGGCUGUCUUCGAUGAGUUGGUCGCACUCGUCAACCCUCAUGCGGAACCAUUCAAGCCGAAAAAAGGACGAGUCAAUGUGAUCAUGUUUGUGGGCUUACAAGGUGCCGGAAAGACAACAACAUGUACAAAGUUAGCAAGACACUAUCAGAUGCGCGGAUUCAAGACAGCACUUGUUUGCGCCGAUACUUUCCGUGCAGGUGCUUUUGAUCAGUUGAAACAGAAUGCUAUCAAAGCGAAGAUUCCAUACUACGGUAGCCUCACACAGACGGAUCCCGUCGUUGUGGCAGCUGAGGGUGUCGCACAGUUCAAGAAGGAGCGAUUCGAUAUUAUCAUAGUCGAUACGAGUGGUCGUCACAAGCAAGAGGAGGACUUGUUCGAGGAAAUGACACAGAUUCAAAACGCGGUGCGACCUGAUCAGACUAUUCUAGUUCUCGAUAGCACAAUCGGUCAAGCAGCCGAGGCGCAGUCUUCAGCUUUCAAGGCAACGGCAGAUUUCGGUGCUAUUAUCAUCACCAAGACUGAUGGUCAUGCUGCUGGAGGUGGUGCCAUUUCUGCAGUUGCUGCUACGCAUACCCCUAUUAUUUUCCUGGGUACUGGAGAACACAUGAUGGACCUGGAACGAUUCGAGCCAAAGGCUUUUAUCCAGAAAUUGCUUGGCAUGGGAGACAUGGCUGGUUUGGUCGAGCACGUACAGGCUAUAACGAAGGAUUCUGCUGGCGCCAAGGAGACGUAUAAACACAUCUCAGCCGGUAUAUACACGUUACGAGACUUCCGCGAAAACAUCACAUCAAUAAUGAAAAUGGGCCCCUUGUCAAAGAUCUCAGGCAUGAUUCCUGGCUUGUCGAACAUUACUGCAGGCCUCGAUGAUGAAGACGGCACCAUGAAACUUCGGCGCAUGAUCUAUCUCUUCGAUAGCAUGACUACCGCCGAACUCGACAGCGAUGGCAAAAUAUUCGUCGAACAACCCAGCCGCAUCGUCCGUAUUGCCUGCGGUAGCGGGACCACAGUCCGCGAAGUCGAAGACCUCCUAUCACAACAUCGCAUGAUGGCCGGAAUGGCCAAACGAGUUGGUGGGCAACGCAAGCAAAUGCAGCGCGCCCAAAACAUGCUCAAGGGCGGGAACAAGGAACAACAAAUGGCCGCUAUGCAGAAACGAAUGCAGUCCAUGGGUGGCGCUGGUGGUGCCGGAGGUAUGCCAGGAAUGGGCGAUAUGGCUAAGAUGAUGCAGAUGUUGCAAGGCCAAGGAGGCGCUGGUGGGGCGGGCGGAAUGCCGAAUUUUGGAGGCAUGGAUUUGCAGAGUAUGAUGAGCCAGAUGAGUGGGCUUAUGGGUGGUGGUGGUAUGGGUGGAGGAGGUGGUAGAGGAAGAGGACGGUGA